AUGUCGCAGCCAAUGAAAAGAUCGUUCAGCACGGAGGGCCACGCGUCCAGACGGGACUGGAAAAUGCGUCUUAGCCUUCGCAGCCGUAGUGGACACAGUAUGGAUGCCUUGCGUGGUAGGAGGUGUGCCUCUCUCCGCUCCGCCGGCACAUCUGUCCGUGCUGAUGAAUCUGGACGGACAACGCCAGCAGCCGUGCCGAGAGCCACUUCAUCACCAGGGGAGCAUCACACCCCCAAGAAGUCUAAUUGGGAGGUCAUUGAACAUUUCUCUUCCAGCCGUAGCAAGAAGACGCCCACAUCUGUGGAAACCGAGGGUGGUGUUGCAGCAUCCUCUCCGGCCCUACCUCUCUGCCCAUCUGGAAAACCUGACGUGGACAUCCAACCUCUACUUGAGCCAAGUGGGGACGCGGGGGGCGGCCCCUCUGAGGACGAAGAUGGCGAAGAGAUGAACGCCUGCGAAGCUUUUAUCAACAAGUGCCCGGAACCAAUGCGGGCUCUUUGCCUCUCACAUCGAUUUGAGAACCUCAAUGUGGAAAUGUUGUACCAGCGUUAUUUCCUCCGAAUGAACCAGACGAACAUGAUGACAUUGUUGGGACUCCUGCUGGGCGUGGGCGUGGGCCUGGUCGCUGUCCAAGUGAGAUCAUUGUUGUACGCGCAGAACUUCAUCACGGAAGCCCUCAAUAUUUUUACCAAUUUCACCAACACAGUACCUGAUAAGAGUCAAAGCAUCUCUACGGUGAACACAGCUUUUACGAAAACGAAUUCAACACAAGAGCCACAGGGUUACUUUGAGCGAGAGAGACUUGCCCACCUAAUAAACGUAGUGCUCUUCGGACUUGCUGCCUUGGUGUAUACGUGUCUUCUCGCGUGCCUUAGCAGACCCGCUAUGAAUGAAAUAUACUUGUUGACAAUCUCCUACAUCGUGCUGGCUACUUUUCUUCUGACCGAGAGCUCUUUAUGUGGAACCGCCAUACUACGAUCAAUGAACGUUAGCGUGGGGAUGUGUGCGCUGUUCACAUACGUGACUUACGCCACUCUACCUCUAAGGCUACACGAGGCUACGAUAGGCGGCCUAGUCCUUGGAGUCGUUAACAUUGGCGCGCAAAUCAUGAUGACCAAAUCAACUGACACCCAGAUUUUGUGUAACCUGGCAACCCUGAUCGCUUGCAACAUCGCCGGCAUCAUGACUCAUCAUCCACGGGAGCUGGCACAACGUCGGGCCUUUCUCGAAACACGAGACUGCGUCGAGGCCCGUCUUGUCACGCAACGCGAAAACCAACAACAGGAGCGCUUGCUGCUUUCUGUGCUGCCUCGCCACGUUGCCAUGGAGAUGAAGGCUGACAUCGCGAACCAGCCGCGGCAGGAGCAGUUCCACAAGAUCUACAUACAGAGAUACGAAAAUGUCAGUAUCCUGUUCGCGGACAUCUGUGGUUUCACAUCGCUCUCUGACCAAUGCACUGCUGAGGAACUGGUACGCCUGCUCAACGAAUUAUUUGCAAGGUUUGACCGUCUUGCUGCGGAGCAUCACUGCCUUCGCAUCAAGUUGCUCGGUGACUGCUACUAUUGCGUCUCGGGUUUGCCCGAAGCUAGAGACGACCAUGCCAAAUGCUGUGUGGAAAUGGGACUAGAUAUGAUCGACGCUAUUGCAUUGGUCCGUGAGGUUAUGGCUGUCAACGUCAACAUGCGCGUGGGCAUUCACACUGGACGCGUCCACUGCGUUGUGCUGGGCUUGCGCAAGUGGCAGUUUGACGUAUGGUCUAAUGACGUCACUCUCGCCAACUACAUGGAGAGUGGUGGAGUUGCCGGACGAGUACAUAUAACAAAAGAGACAUUGGCGUGUCUCGGUGAUGACUAUAAGGUGGAACCGGGAAAUGGGGGGCAACGAAAUGCCUACUUGAAGGACCAUAAUAUCGAAACGUUUCUCAUCGUUCCCGACGACACCAGCCGCGUGGAUAAGAAACCUCAACACAACUUCUCGCUAAACGGCAACAUUUCCAAGGAGAUGCGAGUCAUGGGCCACGGAUCUCAACACGGCAAGCAUUCGUCAAAAAUCGGGGUGGACGUUAGUAGCGAGAACAAAAAGCCUGAAGAUGAAGUUAACGAGUACCUGAUGAAGGCAAUUGACGCCCGUUCCAUUGACAGACUGAGGGCGGAACACUGUCGUCCUUUUACGCUGACAUUCCGUGAUAAUAAGCUGGAACGCAAGUACGUUUCGGAACGAGACAGAAUGUUGAAGAUCUACUUCCUGUGCUCAAUAUUCGUGUACAUAUCUGUGUUGUUUGUGCAGUCACUUGUCUUCACCAUCACUUUGACUGGCGCUAUCACGAUGAUCUUAUGUGCUUCUGUUGUACUCGCGGUCAGCUACGUCGUGAUCUGCAAUGACUUUAAGUUCGCGACGCCUCGUCUGCAGAGAUUUUCAGCUAGCAUCCAUAACAACCGCAAUCUGGCGCAGCUGAUGUCUUUUCUAGUCGUUGGUGCCGUGACUACGCAAAUUGAGGUCAUCAUGGGGAUACAUCUACUGUCAGACAAAGUAGUGAAGACUGAUGGAGAUACCUGCCCAAGAAGUCUUAAUGAGCACUAUCUUCAACUGACACUGCUGGCAAUGUUCCUCUGCGCUGCCCACCAGGUCCUCAUAACGAUUCUCAAGACGGUACUGCUAGUAUUCAUCAGUGCUACCUACGUUGCCGCUACAAUACAGAAAUACAUGUUCUACCAACGACACUACUCGCAUCUUCAGCACAAAUGCGCUGAUGAUUGGAACCAAGACUUGACAAAUAUCGUCGUGGCGGCCGGAGCGCUUGUGGCACUAUUACUACAUUCACAGCAAGAAAGCACAUACAGAUUAGAUUUCAUAUGGAAAUUGCAAGCUAAUGAGGAAAAAGAAGAUAUGGAGCACCUGGAAGCGUAUAACAGAAAGUUACUCGCCAAUAUCCUACCAGAACACGUGGCGCAGCACUUCCUCUGCAGCGAUAAAAAUUUCGACGAGCUGUACCACGAACAAUGUGAGUCCGUGUGCGUGAUGUUCGCAUCGAUUCCGAACUUCUCCGAAUUCUACGUGGAACUUGAAGGGAACAACGAGGGCGUUGAAUGCCUCCGCCUCCUGAACGAGAUCAUAGCUGACUUCGACGAAAUAUUGGCUGAGGAACAGUUCAAGUACAUUGAGAAAAUCAAGAGCACAGGCGCAACGUAUAUGGCGGCAUCAGGUCUGACGGCAGCGACGAGCGACGUGCGCGGAUUCCGCCACGUCACCGCAAUGGCUGACUACGCACUACGUCUACGCGAACAGUUGCAGUAUGUCAACGAGCACUCGUUCAAUACCUUCAGGAUCCGGAUCGGGAUCAAUAUUGGGCCCGUGGUAGCUGGUGUCAUUGGCGCGAGGAAGCCUCAAUACGACAUUUGGGGCAACGCCGUGAACGUGGCUUCUCGGAUGGACUCCACUGGCCUGCUCGACCACAUUCAGGUAACGCAAGAGGUGUACGACAUCCUGUCGAAGCGAGGGUACAAACUGCGCUGCCGGGGCACUAUCGACGUGAAGGGCAAGGGCAACAUGCUGACCUUCUUCCUGGACGGUGUUGGAGAAACCACUAUUGUGACCAGCAAUAACGAUAUCUAUACCAAUCCGACGCCAUCGACUUCGGGGUCUGGUGGUGGUGGAAACCAGGAGAAGCCCGACCAUCGUCCGCUGGAAACGCUCUCUGAAGGCCACACUGAUGAGGAUGGGCCCACACCAAGGAGUUCUAUUCCUAAAGAUGAGCAAACCGGAGCGGCUAGUCCUAAAGUCUCGAACGAAAAGAAGUCUUGGGAUAGCCUAGCCAGCGCCGUUCGAGCGAGGGUAAUUAAGCAUAUGCAGCGCCCCCUCUCCCUCGCCGACAACCCAGGCCUCCCGACCUUCAUCAGCCUCCUACAAACCAAAGCUUACUCGACCGACCUGGGUGCUGCCGGUUACUUGGGAGCUACCAGGUCCAAAUCCAAUAUCUCCCUCAACGUGAAGAAAUCGAGCAACGAAACGUGGAGCAGCGCUGAAAUCGGCGAGCUGGACAGAGAAGUCCCGCAACGGGCCGCGAGUCUAGCAGACUUUCUAUUCAGGCGAAAACCAAAGCCUAAUACCGCUUCAGUAAAUAUAAUCGAAAAUCCAAUGAACGCGGUCUAA
Leptosia nina is the source of this 4149-nucleotide messenger RNA. The record is from the annotation of a GenBank genome assembly. Lineage: Eukaryota; Metazoa; Arthropoda; Insecta; Lepidoptera; Pieridae.